Aureobasidium subglaciale EXF-2481 is the source of this 1035-nucleotide messenger RNA. RefSeq lists its product as uncharacterized. The transcript has a single exon. The record is from RefSeq and is a predicted model, not a curated record. The coding region runs from base 1 to 1035 and encodes 344 amino acids. Lineage: Eukaryota; Fungi; Ascomycota; Dothideomycetes; Dothideales; Saccotheciaceae.
AUGUCUCGUCAAGCUGCCAUCUUGGGUCUCCUUGCCCCCGCACUUAUCCAAGCUAUCCCUUUAGGUGUCGGCGUGUCUGUCGGCCUUGGUGUCAAUGCCGGUCCCCUGAUCUCAGGCCUCGUCUCACCUCUUCUUCCUGUUGUCACUCCAGUAGGAGGACUUGUCAGCGGUAUUGGCGGAGCUGUCGAGACCGCUGCAAGCGCAAUUCUCUCUGAAGUGCCAGCUCUGGCUACCGGAGUUGUCGUGCCAAUUGUUUCUGGCGUCGCCCAAGGAGCCGGAGCGGCCGUAUCGGGGGUCUCCGAAAUCUUGGACACCGCUGGUACCGCUGUGGGUCAAGUCGCCUCGCCGGCUGUCUCGCUUGUGUCCAGUAUCAUCGGCGAUGUUGGCUCCGUGGUCUCUGGAGUAGGAUCGGCCGCUACCUCAGUCGGCGGUGUCGUAGUCGGAGAUGCCAGUUCUGUCAUCUCUGGAAUCGGCUCAGCCGCUACGUCAGUUGUCGGCGAUGUGAGCUCAAUUUUGUCUGGAGUUGGAGCUACUGCUACUUCGGUUGGCGGUGUUGUGGUCAGCGAUGUGAGCGCUGUCCUCUCUGGGGUCGGAUCCGUCGCCACAUCUGUCGUAGGCGAUGUUACUUCUGUCGUACCUGAGGUUGUAGCCACUGCCACAUCCAUCGUUGGUACAGUCGUCUCAGACGUUGCAUCAGUCGUUACUGGAGUCGAAUCGGCUGCUACGUCUGUGGUGGGUGCUGUUGUAUCGGGUGUCGCUGGGACAGUCGGCGAGGUUGGCUCUGGUCUCGCGGGUGCUGUCGGUGACCUGAGCUCUGGAGUGGCCGCGGCUGUCUCGAAUGUCGGCUCUGGAGCCGCAGCUGCUGUGUCCAACAUCAGCUCUGGUGCGGCCAGUGGUAUCUCUGACGUUGGCGAGGGCCUUGAUGAAGGUGUCGGCAAUGUCCUGACUGGCGUUGAUGGUGCUGUGUCUAAUGUUGGGUCAGCCCUGAGCGCAGUACUCUCUCGCCUUGCUGCCAGGCCCACGCCCUCAUUCUGA